CCCAAGGUGGAGAUUGGCUUUGAAGCGUCAAACUCGGAGCGCGCAUGCGCAGUGGUAGAAGUGCGGUUCUUCGAGAGCGAUGGCUGCCAAGAGUUUUGCUUCCCGCCUCAGAGGCUCCCGGCGAUUUCUGAAUGGCUUUGUGGCCGGAGCUGCAGUGGGCGCAGCGGGAACGGGGCUGAUGGCCCUGCAGUUCUUCCGGAGACGGGACGCGGAGGCAACGUGGACAGCCAGGGGGCUGGACGGAUCUGAAGAAAAGGCUAUCUUGGAACAAUUUGGAUUUCCUUUAACUGGCACAGAGACUAGGUGUUACACUAAUCAUGCCUUGUCUUAUGAUCAGGCAAAGCGGCUGCCUAGAUGGGUUCUUGAGCAUAUAUCCAAAAGCAAGAUCGUGGGUGAUGCAGACAGAAAACACUGUAAGUUCAAGCCUGAUCCCAGUAUCUCUCCAACAUUCAGUGCCUUCAAUGAGGACUAUAUUGGAAGCGGCUGGUCACGAGGACACAUGGCUCCAGCAGGAAACAAUAAAUUUUCAAGUAAAGCCAUGGCUGAAACUUUUUACCUUUCUAAUAUUGUGCCUCAGAAUUUUGAUAAUAAUUCUGGAUAUUGGAACAGAAUAGAAAUGUACUGUCGUGAACUGACAGAGAGGUUUGAAGAUGUUUGGAUAGUAUCUGGACCUUUGACCUUACCUCAGACUAAAAAUGAUGGAAAGAAGACAGUUACUUAUCAGGUGAUUGGUGAGGACAAUGUAGCGGUCCCCUCACACCUUUAUAAGGUGAUCCUGGCUCGCAGAAGCCCAGAGUCUACUGAACCACUGGCACUGGGAGCCUUUGUGGUGCCCAAUGAAGCCAUUGGCUUCCAGCCUCAGUUAACGGAAUUCCAAGUGAGCCUCCAAGACCUUGAGAAGUUAUCAGGCCUGGUAUUUUUCCCUCAGUUGGAUAGAGCUAGCAAUAUCAGGAAUAUCUGUGCGGUGGACACCUGUAAACUCCUGGAUUUCCAGAAAUUUACUCUGUACCUGAACACAAGGAGGAUUGAAGGAGCCCGUUCAUUGCAGAGGUUGGAAAAAGUUAUGGAAAAUUUGAAGAACGCAGGGAUUGAACCAGACGAUUACUUCCUAAGUUGCUAUGAGAAGAAACUAGAAGAACUCAAAGCUAAUGAACAGUCUAGAACCCAGACGAGAAAGCCAUCUUAGCUACCUCAGAAGAUAAAUGCUGGUCUGCUGUAAGGAAGCAGGCGCGCCCUCUGCGAGCUCAUGUGUUUUAGUGGCUUUGCUUUAAAGAAAUGAUGGAAUCCUAAAUUUGAGACUAAAAUUCCCUCUGAACAAUGAAUGAUCUACAAUUAUUUUGUCGUCAUUAUUAUUAUUAUUAUUAUUAUUAUUUUAUCAUGGGGCCUAAUUAGUAAGGAAGCAGUCAGUCUGCAGAUGGAGAGCUGAACUUGUGUCAAGUUAACAAGAGGACUGUGUCACCAAGAUGGUGCUGCAGUUAUGUCCCUCUGGAUGAAUAGUAUGAAGAAAGGCACUGCUUAUUCGUACGCCUCCAGAUCAUACAGUGUCUUCGAUCUGUCUGUUUGCUCACCUUCUUGGAACUUGUUCUUGGAUGUUUUCUUUCCUUAGGAGCUGAUUAGCUUUUAGAAAUCUUCCAUUAGCCUGCCUAAGAACAAUAUACAGUACAAUUUAUUUAUUUCUUCUCUUGAACCUGCAGAAGCACCCAAUAGCUGUGUUUUCUGCUCAGUGUGUUUUUCCACACUAAACUCAGUGCUUUA
Molecule: messenger RNA, 1755 nt
Organism: Chinchilla lanigera (long-tailed chinchilla)
Lineage: Eukaryota; Metazoa; Chordata; Mammalia; Rodentia; Chinchillidae
Gene: Exog
Product: endo/exonuclease (5'-3'), endonuclease G-like
Exons: 6
Coding region: 80-1186 (368 amino acids)
Biological process (GO): apoptotic DNA fragmentation
Cellular component (GO): nucleus; mitochondrial inner membrane
Molecular function (GO): 5'-3' exonuclease activity; RNA endonuclease activity; single-stranded DNA endonuclease activity
Source: RefSeq, a predicted model, not a curated record